Molecule: messenger RNA, 2058 nt
Organism: Drosophila virilis
Lineage: Eukaryota; Metazoa; Arthropoda; Insecta; Diptera; Drosophilidae
Product: leucine-rich repeat-containing protein 24
Molecular function (GO): protein binding
Source: RefSeq, a predicted model, not a curated record
GUGCGCUACAGUCAACCGUCGAGCAUAUCUGUCAUCUGCUCGAACUGUAAUCUCUGGUUACCAGGUGAAACUGGAACUGAACGUAGUCCACUCAUAAGGCCAGCUAAUUGGAAGCAGCGCCGCACUUAGUCAUGUUACGGGAGUGCAGAGCAAGUUAUUCAUUCAGUUGUUAGUCGAGAAUCGUAAGGCGUUUCCGAAACAGAUAUUAACUAAAAAAUAGAUAAAAACGAGGGCAUAUUACAAAAUGCCCAUUCAAUAAGUGAAUUAUAACAACAGCCCAGCCCCCACCAUCGAUGGCACUACAAUGCGUGAUCCAGCCAAAAAUGUGGCUGGGCCUCAAGCAAAUAUUACUCUAUGUGGGCCUGCUGCUGUGUGUAGUGCUCCAGGUGUGCCGCAGCAAGACCCAACUGGAGCUAAACUGUCCCAGCGUCUGCCAUUGUGAUCUCUAUGCAGAGCGCAAUCGCGCCAUAUGCAGCGCCAAACGCUUGAUAAGUGCCAGCCUUGACAUGCCCAAAACGGUGGAGCUUUUAGAUUUAAGCUACAAUGAUAUCACUACCAUUGACGACGAUUGUUUUGAGAGCACAGUGCAUCUCGUGAAUCUGACACUGGCCCACAAUGCCAUACACACUCUGCACGUGAACGCCUUUGGGGAGCUGCGUCGUCUGCGCUCGCUGGAUCUCUCCUACAAUCGACUGGAGCAGAUUGAUGAGCAUCUGCUGGAAACUAAUUCACAGCUAAUGCAUGUUAGUCUGGCGGGCAAUAAGCUGGCCACACUGGGCGAUUUUCCACUGCUGCGAAGCACUUCGCUGCGUACACUUAAUUUACGGAAUGCACAGAUCAAUCAGCUGGGACCGGAAUCGUUGAGCGCCUUGCCACAGCUGCGCCAGCUGGAUCUGGCCCAGAAUAUGCUGCUCACACUCAACAUUAAUGUUUUCCAUGCGCCGCGUUACUUGGCCUCGGUCAACCUGGACGAGAAUCCGCUCAACUGCGACCGUGCUUUAAUUAAGGUCGCCACUUGGCUGAGUUUGCGAGGUGUCACCGUCAGCAUGACCGAUUGCCUGGAGGAGAGGCUGCCAUCCCAUCCACUGGAUGUGCAAGUGGACGGGGCACUUCAGGAGCCCCCCAAACUGGAGCGCAUGGAGAACCUGGAUAGCGGCAGUAGCAGCUCUGACGGCCCCAAGUCUGUGGUGGCAGUCUGGCGCGAACUACCUGAUGAUUCAGAGGAGCAGCAGCAGGAGCAGGAGCCGGAGGAGGAAGAGCUUUCAACACUUAUCGAUGUGUGUGAGGGAAAUCGCGAACAGCUAUGCUUGCGCUAUCGCAAUUGCCUGGAGCGGGUCAGUCACGAGCUGCUCGCCGGCAGUGCCGCUCAGCCACCAGACCAGGUAAAAAGCACGCACAUCUUCGACGAGGACGAUGUCAAGCUGGCCUUUGCAGUGGGUGGCGCCACUGGCAUCUGCAUGGUCAUUUUCAUAAUCAGCUUUGCUCUCUGCAUAAAAAGCGGCUGCGAACUGAGAAGGAAGCGUCGUCAACCGGCAGACGGCGAGACAACCACGUUGGACUCCUCACAACAGCAGCUGCCCACGAUUCAUACUUGGACGCCUUCGACAGUUCGCAAUCCCCGUCGUUCUAAUCCGCAGCGUUCACGUAACGCUCCCUCACGCGCCCUGGUACGGCAGCCAUAUGGACCCGAUGAUAACUUUGUCUCACGCCUUUUUGGCCGCCCGGCGAGGCGUCAGUACUAUCGCACCAUAAACCAGAAUACGGCGACGCUAAUUAGACGCCUGAGUCGUAGUAAUCUUUUCAGCACUCGCGAUCGGGAGCCGAGUAGUCCGGAAACUCCGCCCGCAGCAACUGCAAGAUUUUACACGGACUUUGUGGAAGCUGGAGCAGCUCGACCGGAGACGCCACCACCCAAUUACGGCGAUGUGGUGGUCAUCGAUAAUUGUGAUAACAAAUAGAUAUCGAGCCAAAUCGUGCUCCCUUAAAUACCCAAGCAGUAGGCAUUAUCUAAUAAAUCUUUAAGAAAGACUUAAGGCAACAUCUUUAUAGUUUACAAAA